AUGGCUUCCAACUUUGCUGCUCCAUCUCGUAAUAACAAUAAAACCUGAGUGACUCAAUUGGACAAACCUUGGACAUCUCUUACCCUAGAUCCAUUGAAAGUCUGUUUAUGAAACAGAGUUAAACAGAAGAAUUAAAAGAUGUUUUCAUCAGAAGUGCACCCUACUAGGUGCAAAGGAGAGCAAGGCUAUGGAUGACAUGACGUUCCGAAGUGAUACUGUGCUGUCUGACGUCCACCUGCAUGUGCCGCAGAAAAGGCAGUUUAUGGUCAGGCUGAAUGCCGUUGGCCAGCCAGUAUUUCUCUCACAGUUCAGACUCCUUUGGAACUCUGAGAAAGAAGAGAGAGAAUUUAAGGGAAAAACCUUCAGAGGCCAGGACAUCUCUGCAGAAGAAGAAUAUGUGCAGGAAGGUGCAAGUGAUCUAGGUUCCCCAGGCAGUACCGAAGAGGAGGAAGGAGGCUCUUUAAAAGGAAUCAGAGCUUUGUUGGAUGAAGAUGGAGAUCUGGAGGUUGUCCGAAGGCCCCUCUUUGCUUAUGCAGAAGACGAGGAUCUCCCAAGGGACAAGGUGUGUCCUGUCAUUUUGAUGCAAGGUGGAGCUGUCUUGGAAGAGCACGAGGAAGAAAGCAGUUCUGGUGACGUUAUUAAAAUAGAGCACACCAUGGCAACUCCAUUAGAAGAUGUGGGCAAACAGGUCUGGCGUGGAGCCUUCCUCCUGAGCGACUUCAUCCUCUGCAACGAAGAUUUGUUCAAAGAUCGCACAGUGCUGGAACUUGGGGGAGGCAUGGGGAUUGUCAGCGUUAUCAUGGCAAAAGCAGCCAAGACUGUUUAUUGCACAGAUAUUGGAGAAGAUCUUCUGGACAUGUGUGAACGAAAUAUUGCCUUAAACAAGCACUUCGCUGAACCAGCAGAAAGUAAAGUAAAGGUCAGAGUAUUGGAUUGGUUGCAGAAUGAUUUCUUUGCUGAUCCUGAUAACGCCUACAGUUGGUCUGAAGAAGAGAUAGCUGAACUGCAUGACUUCACUACUGUGAUAGUAGCUGCUGAUGUCUUCUACGAUGAUGAUCUAACAGACGCCUUUUUUAGAACGCUUUAUCGAAUCACUAGCAACUUGAAAAACCCUUCCACCAUCUACUUGUCAAUAGAAAAAAGGCUGAACUUCACCUUGCGACACAUGGAUGUGGUGUGCGAAGCAUACAGCCAUUUCCGAAGUGCCUUGCAUGACCUACGGGAUAUCAAGGAUGGCAGAACGAGGUUCACCGUGGAGCCCCUUCAGCUCUCCUUCCCACAGCGCUUUGUUUACGAGCGAGUGGAGCAAUUGGAGCUAUGGAAGAUUACUGCUGACAAGAUCUGUGAAAGGUGCACCGCUGCACAGCCUUUGUGAGAGACUACAACAGAAUGGCAUGGCUUUUUCUGCAGAAGCGUUUCCCUCUCAAGUCCUCUCCAAAAGAAACCACUUGCGAGGCAGGAGGGAAGGCAAUGUUCUCUGCUGAGUGUCAAAGAAUGAUUAAAGAUAUCGGUUGCAGCAGAGGCUCCUUCAGCGUGAUUUGUGAGCUGGAGCUGCUCGAGUUAUGUUCCGGAAGAUGGGCGGCUUGGGAUAUGCAGCAUUAAGGGCAGUCAGGAAAACAGGACCCCAGUGAGCAGCAUUUCAUGCCCAUUGUGCCAAUCACAGUAUUAUAAUAAAGAGGCUUUGGACGCCUGUACUGCAGCACAGAUAGGUUUCCAUGGAUCGCAUCAAUCACAUCUUCUGCGUUCGACGUGGGACGUGAGCUUUGGAUCACGAUGAUCCGGUAAUAUUUGUGCCGGAAGUGGAUGCAAUUACAGUGCUAAAUACUGGGAACACUUUGCUGCUACAAGAUAAGCUCUAUCACGACCCUAUCAUUGGGUUAUCUGGAAGUGAGAGUGUGUGACCCUCCUAAGGUCAGCAUGUCCUAACAGAUUUUUAAAGAAGAUCAAGCCAAGGAUUGCUGUGUUUUAUGUAGUUUGACAGAUUUUUAAAUGGAUUUUUAAAUGGUUUGAAUGGUUUUCUUGAACUAUUUAUUUUAAUAAGUCAUGUGUUUAAUUCUAUUUUAAUUUUUGUGUGCUUUGGAUUUUAAUUUUUACAGUUCAGACAAUUCCGGAUUUUGGGGUAUUUCAAAUUUUAGAAUUCCGGAUAAGGGAACGUGUCUUGUAAACUCUGGGACUCUUGUAAUUUUCAUCAAAUUCUGGUCCCAGAAUUUUUGUACCAUUGAAAACUUACCUCUAGAUGUCACUAUAACUGAAGAUUGUUAACAGUAAAGAUGAAUUAAUUUUUUUUUAAUUACACAGAUACCUGUAUUUAAAAAACUAGAACAAGAUUAUAUAAAAUAUGCAAAAUCCAAUAAUAAAACAUAUCAGUUUUAACCAAUCAAACAAUAGCAAUCUGUUCCAUAUUAUCUCCAUCACAAGCCACUGUCAACACCUUUUAAAAUGCUUAUUUUUUUUAUUUAUUUACUAGCCGUCCCCUGCCACGCAUUGCUGUGGCCCAGUCUGGUGAUCUGGAAAAUAAAGUAAUGUGAAAGUG
Anolis sagrei ordinatus is the source of this 2533-nucleotide messenger RNA. It is a transcript of the gene METTL22, whose product is annotated as methyltransferase 22, Kin17 lysine. NCBI's taxonomy places the organism in Eukaryota, Metazoa, Chordata, Lepidosauria, Squamata, Anolidae. The record is from RefSeq and is a predicted model, not a curated record. Gene Ontology annotation, molecular function: protein methyltransferase activity. Gene Ontology annotation, cellular component: nucleus. Gene Ontology annotation, biological process: protein methylation.